GGGGUCUUGCUUCAGAAGUUUGUGAAGGUUCAUGAGAACAUACCGUAAAUACCGGUAUGAGUGCACCAACAACUUCUUCCAGUAGUGGCGAUCCAAGCUCACACUCUUCUUCUUCCCAAAGUCAAAGCCAAUCCGUCCCAUCUACUCUUGACACUGUGUCUACACAAGACGUUGUCGAUGGACUUGACGAUGGUCUUGUGGAGACUGAACAAAAUGUUCCUCAACCUUGGGGUCGAUUAUAUCCUAUUGGAAAAGGCUUCAAGCUAUUCGAGCUGUAUGAUGAUGACUAUUCUUUUGGUCGUGGGUCCAUGAACAAAAUGCAGUUUGAUUCAAGAGAUUUUCAAAAUAACCCUCACUACCAAGCAUUAAGUACAAAACAUUACAAGCUUUAUAGGGAAAAGAAUAAUAGUGGAUCAUAUGACAUGUUUUUGACAGAUUUAAGUUCUAAUGGAACAUUUCUGAAUGGAGAAAAAAUUGGUCGAAACCAAACCCAUGUUAUACAUAAUAAUGAUGAAAUCAGUCUGUCAGUAUUAUCAAACAAGGCAUACAUCUUUCAAGAGCUGGGAAAAGCAACUCAGGAUUUAGAGACCCUCCCUGAGGGCUUCAAAUCUAAAUAUAUCUUGUCAAAAGUGUUGGGCAGAGGUGCAUGUGGAGAGGUUCGGUUAUGUUUCACCAAAGGCAACUGUUCAAGACAUGCUGUCAAAAUUAUAAGCAAAAAGCAGUUCUCAGUCAGCACACAGGCAGCAUCUACCAAAGAUGAAGUAGAAAUUCUCAAAGCUUUAGAUCAUCCAACGAUCAUCAAGAUAGAAGAUGUAUUCGAGACUCCAGAUAACCUCUACAUUGUCUUGGAAUUAGUUGAAGGUGGUGAACUGUUUGACAGGAUCAAAAACCAAAGACGAAUUGAGGAGAAUUGUGUUAAAUUACUUUUUUACCAAAUUUUCAUUUCUGUCAAGUACCUUCAUGACAAAGGGAUUACACAUAGAGACUUGAAGCCUGAAAAUGUUUUGUUAGCAUCAGACAAGGAUGACACAUUAAUCAAGGUCACUGAUUUUGGACUAUCAAAGAUGGUUGGAGAGCAAAGUCUGAUGAAGACUUUGUGCGGCACACCAAGCUACUUGGCACCAGAAGUCCUGGCUUCCUCAGGACAAGGGGGUUAUUCGAAAGCUGUUGACUGCUGGAGUCUUGGAGUUAUGCUCUUUGUCUGUCUUGCAGGCUAUCCACCAUUCAGUGAUGAAAUAAAACCCUUCACUCUAACACAGCAGAUAUGUCAAGGGCUGUAUAAAUUCCAUAAGGUCUACUGGGAUCCCAUAAGUGAUGAAGCAAAAGAUCUUGUUAAGAAGUUACUAACAGUAAAAGCUGAUGAAAGAAUCACAGUGGAUGAAGCCCUGAAACAUCCAUGGCUACAGGAUGAUGAAGUUAUCUCAAAAGCAAAGAAGAUAAUGUUUCCAUCUGGAGAGGACAGUAUGCUUCCUCCUCAUUCCCGAGCACCAAAGAGAGCAAAACUGUCAUAAUACUAGUUAUCACAUGGAAAAUAUUAUCAUAUUAAAUCAUUUUUCAUUUUUAUUAUACAAGCUGGUAUUGUGAUACAUGAAGACUAGGUGAACAUGAUAAAUGUCUGCCAGAUCAAACCAAAAAGUGAACUAACWGUGAGUUAUCUAGGGGGAAAGAGUAGAAAAGGAAGACAGUUAUUUUCGAUUUUCUUAAAAUAGUAGAUCAUCAAAAAGUGGGAUCAUGUGUUGUAAAAAAUGCUAUAUUUUAAUCUAAUUUUAUUUUUCUUAUCAAGCGAAUCAAGCACAAUUUUCAUUAAAUAUUCAAGAGCAAUUAGCAUUAAUCCAAUUGCAAAUCAAUUAUACCAAAAUACAGCAAUUUUUACAAUCCAUGACCCCACUUUAUAGAUACUUAUGAGUAGUGGUCAAUUUUUGUCUGACCUGUAGAUUUGAAAUAAACUUUGCAAAAAUGUU
Messenger RNA from Actinia tenebrosa (Australian red waratah sea anemone), 1961 nucleotides. RefSeq names its product serine/threonine-protein kinase Chk2. The record is from RefSeq and is a predicted model, not a curated record. Gene Ontology annotation, biological process: protein phosphorylation. Gene Ontology annotation, molecular function: protein binding; ATP binding; protein kinase activity. Lineage: Eukaryota; Metazoa; Cnidaria; Anthozoa; Actiniaria; Actiniidae.